CAUGGCUGCCUAAAUAAGUGUGAAGUUUAUCUUGAUGUAUUAUAUUUUAAUCAACUGGCUUCUUAGCUUUGCGUCUGCCUUAGACAAUGGCAGACAACUAUCAUAAACCUGGUCUUUACAAAUGGAAAAGACAAACAAAUCCAAGGGUUGUUUCUAGCUCACAGAGAGUUAGAAGCAAUAAUGAUAUCCAGAAUUGGAUUCAGAAAGUUGAGGAGGCCUCAAACUUGGCUGCUGAUGUUGCCUUUAGUUCUGGGGUUAAAAGUACUUCAGGUCGGCAACGAGGAAAACAGUCAGCUCUUCAAGCUAAAGAAAAGCUUCUCUAUCAUGAUGAAGCAUGUACAGAAGCUGAAGAGUUAUUAACACAAUGGAUGAAUGAGAAAGUGAUAUUAAAUGAUGAGAUAGAUGAUGAGUAUAUAGCAGAUGUCUGGAAUCAGAGAACAGUAGAGAGUGAUGUAAAGAAAGAAUGGGAUUAUCUAUUAGCUGAUGAUGAAGAUGGCCAGGAAGAAGCCUAUAAAAUGGCAAUCAGUAGAAAACGUUCAGAAUCACCCGAUCCUUACAAGCAUCUAUAUGACGAUGAUGAAAGUGAGGCUGUGGCGUCCAUUUUACAAAAUAUGAUGAAAAAAGAUGUUGUCAAGGAAACAUUUAAAAAGGAUCUUGGUUUUGAAGAAAAUAAACCUGAUCCGAGGCUGAAAAUGGAACUUAGACAUAAACAGGUAAAAGAAAAUCGUGAAAAGAGAGAAAAGGAAAUAGAAAACGCUAGAAGAGAAAAACAAUCUAGAAAAGAUGCUCAUCUUCAGGCCAAGAAAAUUGUUCUACAGGAAGAAAAGGAGAAAGAAGUCAAAAGUAAACGAGAGGAAUUUGAAAUUCAAAAAGAAAUGGUGAAAAUACGUAAACAAUUACAGGAGGAAAGACAAACCAAGGAGGAAGAAAAACUAAGGAAAAAAGAAGCAAAGCUGGAUAAAGAAAUGAAAGCCCGUCAAGACUGGGAGAAACAGAGACAAGAAGAUGAGAUAAAGAUGCUAGAACAUCAACGAGCAAUAGAUGAACGGAAAAAGAUCGUCAUGAAGAAAAUGUCAGAAAUUCAAACUAAACAAAUGUCUAAAAAUCUCAGGAUUCUUCAUCAACAUUUUACUGCGUGGUAUGAAUUGAUUCUACAGAAACGUUUAGUUCUGGGAAAGUGUCGAGCAAUGUCUGACUGGAAACUAUUACUGCGAGCCUGGAAUGCAUGGAAAUCUUACAGUCGCUCAAAAAAACUGGAUAAAGAAACUAGACAACACGAAAGAAAUAUUCUAGAGAGUCACAGAAAAAAUCAAAUUGCUAAUAGACAUUAUAAAACAGUUCUUGUACAGAAAUAUUUCACAGCUUGGUUGCUAUGGGUACAACAAGAACAGGACAAGCAUGACCUAGAACAGGCACAGGAAGUAACAAGGCAAAAAAUGAUGGCAUUAUUACAGAAAGCAGCAACAGGCCAGUUAUGGCAAGGUGAAGAGAACCCCAAUGAAGAUAAGAAGAUUGAUAAAACACAUAAUGGUUCUCAGUCAGCUCGACAUGCAACAGAUAAUCAAAAAAUUGAUGAAUUUUUUGCCCAGAAUGGUCAGAAAAAAGCUGUAGCAAAUAAUCAAAAUGGACCCUUUUCAUCAAAAAGUGACUCUUCAUUGUGUAAAACUAAAAAUGUCCCUCCGCGUGUUCCAACACAGGCAUGGCAAGUGACACGUAAACAUUUAAAUCUAACCAAUGAGGAAAUAGCUAGUCUGGGAGGUGGUGAUAUUGACGCUAACUCAGAGCAUUCUGAUAAAAGUAUACGGAAAAGGUUUGGAACACAGCCGUGGAUGAAUACUCAUUUUGUUGUGAAUAAUUUUGAACAUAGAUACACUGCACAGCAAAAGAUUUUAAGUGAGCAGCAAAAUCAAUUAAAAGAACAGAAACGACUCAUAGAAGAACUUCAAUACACUCAAAAAAAUCAACUGUUAAAAAAUCAGUUGACUGAACCACAGAAUAUAGAUAACCUCACCAAGGAGGAGAUAACUCUAAGAACAGAUAGUGGUGGUGCUAGUAGUAACCUAAAUACAUCCAGAACUAAUUCAACUUUUAAAUCGCCAACUCCAAGAUCUGUCUGUACAGCUAGAAGUGAUAAUACUGAGAUAUCAACAGCAACAACAAACCUAACUAAAACAACCAACAAUUCAAAACAUUCACAAAUCAUGAAAAAUAUGGAAGAGAGAUCAGCAGAGAGAGCAAGGUUAAAACGGGAACGAGAAGAAAAAAGACGAUUAAUGGAAGAAGAAAGAUUGACUAAACUGAAAGCUGAAGAAGAGGAGAGAAAAGCAGAAGAGGAAAAAGAAAAGAAAGAAAAAAUUGAAGCUUACAGAGAAAAGAAAAAACUUGAAAAACAGAAAGAGAUUGAGAAACAAGAAGAAAUGGAGAGAAUGAAAGAAUUAAACAGUAAAGCUGAUAAACAUUAUAUUGGAUCUGUGAUGAAAUAUAGAGGUUUACUACCCAUGAUAAAACUAGUUAAUAUAUCUAAAAGUAAUGAAGAGAAGGCCUACAAUCAUUAUACAUCAGUUAUAACAAGGAAAGUUAUGAUAUCAUGGCAUGAAUACACAGCACAAUCCUUGUCAGAGAAAUAUAAAAUGGCUGAUCAAAUGAGAAACUUUCUUUUAGUUAAACACAGCUUUAGAAAUUGGAGUAGGUAUAAACAUCAUAUGAGAAUAUUAGAGGAGAGAGCUGAUAAAUUUUUUGAGAGAAAUGUUAAAUCUAGGAUUGUCACCGUUUGGUUAGAUUAUGCUACAGAAGAAAAGAUGCUCUAUUGGCAGAAAGAACGACAAGCUAAAGAACAAUAUUUAAGGUAUUUACAGAAGAAAACAUUCCGAGCCUGGAGAAGAUUACCAGAAGAGUUACUGGUAGAAAGAGAGAAAGAAAAGAGAAGAGAAGAAAUGAGACAGAAAGUAGCCUCCAUGUUGCCUGACUUUGAGGGAGUUGUUAGAAAGAGUAAUGGUAUUGUAUGAUGGUGUCUGGAAGAUGCAGUAAAAGAAAUUGUCUCUUUUCAUUUUAUCAAAAAUGAUAUCAUCCUGUUUGAGGCGAAUUAAGAAUCAUAAAUUGUGAUUAAAUGACUUUAUCAGGCUUUCAUUUUACAUGGUUUUGGAAACAGAGUAAGUUCUAUAUCGUUUCAGAUACCCUGUUGUCAGUAACAAUGUGUUUUGCAGAAGUUUUGCAAAUUCAAUCGCGAAAUGAAAUAAAAUGGGGUUUGUCAUCCUACUGUUCUGAACCAACGUGUCUAGUUAAGACCUACUCUUAUUUUGAAUUCCAGCUGUAGGAUUCUUUGAUGUACACAAAAAUGUUUAGUUUGUGUACACAGGACCCGUUUUCCGUCCCAUUCAAAUGACUAGACACCGUUCCUUAACCAGACAUCUGUCCUACACCAUUGAAGAGGGUAAACCACACCAGAAAAUCCGGAGGAACUUGCUCGGCCACCAUGGCUUCCAAAGUUGUAUUGUAAAUUCUUGAUUAGAAUAUAAUACAAACCCAUGUGGGCAAUAUUCCUUGAUCUUUAGAGGUUAUUGGGUCAUUAUAGAGGUUGGUGCUCUGCAUCCGCGAAAUUUACUGUGAAAUUGUCUAAAUCUACCAGAUGAAUAUUACAUGUUUGUAUAAAGAAAAUAUAUUAUCUAAAUAAAUUUAGUCCCUCAUCCGAUUUGUCUCAAUAUAAAUCAAUCCAUCCAUCUCUGGUCAUUCCAGUUAUUGUAUUUACUGCUGAUUAUUUAUAUCAUCAUGUUAUAGAAUUAAACAUUUUGUUGAUCAUU
Molecule: messenger RNA, 3797 nt
Organism: Patella vulgata (common limpet)
Lineage: Eukaryota; Metazoa; Mollusca; Gastropoda; Patellidae
Product: coiled-coil domain-containing protein 191
Exons: 18
Coding region: 87-3005 (972 amino acids)
Molecular function (GO): phosphatase binding
Source: RefSeq, a predicted model, not a curated record